Messenger RNA from Cyprinus carpio (common carp), 1113 nucleotides. RefSeq lists its product as uncharacterized. The record is from RefSeq and is a predicted model, not a curated record. Bases 1 to 891 code for a protein of 296 amino acids. Lineage: Eukaryota; Metazoa; Chordata; Actinopteri; Cypriniformes; Cyprinidae. The transcript has 8 exons.
AUGGGAAUGGCGGAGGCAGAGCAGGGAGUGGAUGAAGCGGUGAUCAGUACUCCAGUGAUUGGGAUCGUGCUUGAUGAGAGUCAGGUGCGGGUGAUGAUUGGGGUGGCUGUGACGGUACGGAAAAACAUUGAAAAGGCACAGGGGAAACAAAAAAAGGCUUUUGAGGCAAAGAAAAGGAAAGGGGUUCACCAGUGCUCGGUUAAGGCAGGGGACGAGGUCCUAAUUGGGGAGCCCAAAAAGAAGGUGAAGAAGGGAAAUUGUUUCCAGGAUCUACACCAAGGGCCAUUCACCCUCACAUCCCUGACAGAGAAGGGUGUGGCAAGUGUGGCUAUGUUAGGGAAAAUACAGAAAGUUAAUGUUGCGCAGCUAAGGCCCUACUUUCGGCCACAAGAUCACAGCCAUGAAUCUGAGGGCAGCCAAAACGAUGCAGAAAAUAUUGGACUGGUGGACCACCAGUAUGCCAAUAAAGGUCCACUGUGGUCCAAGAGGUUGUGUCCUCAGCAAGAACAAGUGCUGACCUAUGUGCUGGACAGAACACGUCCAGCAAAAGAAAUUGUUGUUCUGGAUGGCCCAGUUUGUCUUCAAAGGGAGGACUUUUGGAGCCUGGGGCUAGAUGAACAGGUGGAGAGCAAUAUUGGGAAUGCGUGCUUCAGGCUGGUAGAGGAGGCAGCCAGGAGACAUGGAAUGGAUGUCCACAUUGCUGACCUAUUUGAAGUCCCUAAAUGGAAACUAAGGGAACCUAGUUUGCCGGACAAUGUGGAAUCUAAAGACAUCAUCAUUUUGCCAGCAUGGUCUAGGGGGUCACAAACAGCAAGCCACUACAUGCUUUGUGUACAGUUACAUUGUUUUUUAGUUUUUUCUCUAUUUUUAAACCAGUUGGUGCCCCUAUAGCUGACAUUAAUAGGGUAUGUUCUUCACAGGUGUUAUUAGUUGCUAAGAAGGAGGCUAUUUUUCUGGACUCAUUAUGUCCAAAUGGGUUUGGAGAUGAGAAAUACCGAACCAUAUUUAGGUUUGAAACGCAUAAGCAGAGGACAUUAGCAAGGUUUGACCUGUGACCGAUUAAGGCUAACCCAGAGAACAGAAAGUGCAUGUAGUUACAUGCUACUAUGGGAA